AUGGCCUCUUUCAAGGAGUUCUCGGGCCGCAUCCAGAACCCGCUGCUUCUGACUUUUGCGGCCCUUUUCAUAUAUCUGGCGGUCUUGAGCUACCGUUCAUGGAACCGUCUCAGACAUAUCCCUGGGCCGCCAGGUGCUGCCUUUACCAAAUGGUGGAUGCUACGUAACACACUGGGUGGGCAGAUGCAUCUCGCUCUCAAGCGGGCUUGUGAUGACUAUGGCCCGGUCGUCCGCAUCGGUCCCAACGACUUGGUAACCAAUGACUCGGAGCUCCUCCGUCGAAUGUGGGCGGUUCGUUCGCCUUACCGCAAGGGCGCCUUCUACGACGCCGUCAAGUUCGAUCCGACUAGGGACAACCUCAUCUCCAUGAGGAAUGACCAUGACCACAGUGAGCUGCGAGCCAAGAUGGCUAUCGGCUACUCCGGCAAGGAAAACGAAGGCCUCGAGUCCGCCAUCGACAGACAGAUCCAGGCUUUUGUACGCCUCAUCGAAGACAAAAAGAUCCAAUAUCUCACUCUCGAUAUCAUCACCUCGCUGGCCUUCGGCUACCACUUCGGAUACGUCGAGCAAGACGCAGAUGUCCACCGAUACAUCCAGAUGACCGAAGAAAGUAUGCCUGUCAUGAUGAUACUCGGCGUGUUCCCCAGCUUGGCCAGACUGCUGCAGUCACCCCUUUUUCGCCGCGCGAUGCCGUCCGAGCAUGACCGCGUGGGUUUCGGUCAGUUCAUCAACGUUGCAAAGAAGGUUGUCGCGGAGAGGCUCAUGUCAGACAAGACGGCGAAACAGCGGGACAUGUUAGGGUCCUUCCUUGCACACGGCCUAACCCGAGAGGAGGCCGAGGGUGAGACACUGGUCCAGAUCAUGGCCGGUUCCGACACAACGGCCACCGCCAUGCGCACGACGAUGUUGUAUCUGAUGACGAGCCCCUCGUGUUAUUCCAGACUUGCCAAGGAAGUGCGGGACGCGGCUCAGGCGGGUGCAAUCUCGUCGCCCAUCACCAACCAAGAAUCUGGCGGCCUUCGUUACCUGCAGGCUGUCAUAAAGGAGGGCCUGCGCAUCUUCCCGCCCGUCACGGGUCUCAUGUCGACGACGGUUCCCAAAGGAGGGGAUUACAUGCACGGUAUGAGCAUCCCUGAGGGUACGGACAUUGGCUGGACCGCGUUUGGAGUGCUACGCUCCAAAGCAGUGUACGGACCGGAUGCCGACGUCUUCCGGCCGGAAAGGUGGCUCGACGCCGGAGAAGACCAGCUGAAGGCCAUGACGGCGCAGUGGGAACUGGUUUUCAAGUAUGGCAAGUGGCAGUGUCUUGGUAAGACUGUGGCUCUCUUGGAACUGAACAAGGUGUUUGUCGAGCUUCUUCGUCGAUUCGACUUCGCCCUGACAGAUCCUACAAAGGCAUGGGACUCCUUUUCAGCAGGCAUCUUCAUCCAGUCCAACCUAUGGCGUCUACCGGCUGCCACGACCAAUUCUGGCAUGAUGGCUCUGCGAUCUGGAUUUCUCUUGCUGGCGGGCGUCGUCGCGUCUGCUGUCGCCGCAGACCUCGACGACUUCAUUAGUCGCCAAAGGAGUUUCGCUCUCCAAAGCGCCUUGAACAACAUUGGUCCUGAUGGCUCCAUGGUUGAGGGGGCUGCUGCGGGCAUCGUUGUCGCCAGCCCGUCCAAGUCAGACCCCGAUUACUUUUAUACCUGGACCAGAGAUGCCGCCCUGACAAUGAAGAUGAUUGUGGACGAGUUCAUCUUCGGUAAGGAGGAGCUCCAGGUUUACAUCGAGGAUUACUACCGUUCUCAGGCUGUGCUGCAGACCGUCACGAACCCCUCGGGCUCUUUCCUCCCUUCCGGCCGUGGCUUGGGUGAGGCCAAAUACACCGUCGACGGCGCUCGCUUCAACGGCGCCUGGGGCCGACCUCAGAGAGACGGUCCUGCAUUGAGAGCAAUUGCGCUAAUCACCUAUUCCCGCUGGCUGGUUGAGAACGGCCAGGAAUCAAAAGCCAAGGACAUUAUCUGGCCCAUUAUUGCCAACGAUCUGUCCUACGUUGGUCAAUACUGGAACUCGACUGGCUUUGAUCUUUGGGAGGAAGUGUCCGGUUCCAGCUUCUUCACGACCCAGAACCAGUACCGUUCACUGAUCGAAGGCGCCGCGCUUGCGAAGUCCCUCGGCGUCGACUGCACGGGAUGUGAGCUGGCACCCGAUGUGCUGUGCUUCCUACAAACUUACUGGAACGGCGAGUACUACACCGCCAAUAUCAACACCCAGACACAGCGCUCCGGCAAGGACGCCAACGUCAUGCUUGGCUCCAUCUCCGUAUUUGACAUUACGGCCAGCUGCGAGGACCCUUCCAUCCAACCCUGCCACAGCCGAGCCCUGGCAAACUUCAAGGUUUGGGUCGACGCCUUUCGCAAUGCAAGCCUCUAUCCCAUCAACGACGGGGUAGCAAAGGACAAAGGCGUGGCCCUCGGCCGCUACACCGAAGACAUUUACUACAACGGCAACCCGUGGUACCUCAUCACUCUGGGAGCGGCUGAGUUUCUGUAUGGCGCAGUGGCUCAAUGGAACGCGCACGGCGAGAUCAAGGUUGAUGCCACGGCGCUGCCUUUCUUCGCCGACCUCUACCCUUCCCUCAAGGAAGGCACCUACCAGAAACGCAGCAACGUAUCCGGCGACUAUGCCAGCAUCGUCAACGCGGUCACCGCUUACGCCGACUCCUUUGUCUCGGUAGCGCGGCAGUACACUCCCAGCAACGGCUCCAUGUCCGAGCAGUUUGACAAGGCACCGCCGGGAGCUCCUCUGUCCGCCUCCGAUCUCACCUGGUCAUAUGCCGCGUUUGUGACGAUGGCAGAGCGUCGUGCCGGUCAAUACCCUCCAAGCUGGGUCCCUGCCUCUUCGGAAGUUCCCUCGACCUGCGUGGCGUCGUCGACAACCGGCGUCUAUGUCCCGGCCAUCGCCGCCGGGGCCCCUAACGUGACGGGCUCUUGUACCGUCCCCGUCAGCUUCCUCGUCAAUGCGACAACUUACUACGGCGAAGACCUCUACGUCCUGGGCGACAUUGCCGAUCUGGGCUCCUGGAACGUGGAGAAUGCGCAGCCCAUGACGGCUUCCGGCUACACAGCUGAGCGCCCGCUUUGGAACGUUGAUGUGGAACUCCCCGGCGGUCAGAACGUAAGCUACGUCUACGUGAGGAGGCAGAAUUGCAACCAAGGUUACAUCUACGAGACGACGAACCGCACGCUGACCGUCCCGGCUUGCAACUCGACGCAGGUCUCGGCAACAGACGAUGCUUGGGAAGGGCCUCUGGGAUCGAGCGGCAAUUGCUAG
Molecule: messenger RNA, 3312 nt
Organism: Colletotrichum karsti
Lineage: Eukaryota; Fungi; Ascomycota; Sordariomycetes; Glomerellales; Glomerellaceae
Product: glucoamylase
Exons: 10
Coding region: 1-3312 (1103 amino acids)
Biological process (GO): polysaccharide metabolic process
Cellular component (GO): fungal-type vacuole
Molecular function (GO): iron ion binding; starch binding; glucan 1,4-alpha-glucosidase activity
Source: RefSeq, a predicted model, not a curated record